Messenger RNA from Pecten maximus, 837 nucleotides. RefSeq names its product glycine-rich cell wall structural protein-like. The record is from RefSeq and is a predicted model, not a curated record. Bases 1 to 837 code for a protein of 278 amino acids. NCBI's taxonomy places the organism in Eukaryota, Metazoa, Mollusca, Bivalvia, Pectinida, Pectinidae. The transcript has 5 exons.
AUGGCGUCCGCCAUUGUUGUCGCUGCCAACGCUGCUGGAUAUGGAAUGAACAAUGGUUAUGGAAUGAACAAUGGUUACGGAAUGAACAAUGGUUACGGAAUGAACAAUGGCAAUGGAAUGAACAACGGUGGACGUUACAAGCGCGCUGCCUAUGGAGGAAUGGGCGGAGGAAUGGGUGGAAUGGGCGGUAUGCCUGGUAUGGGAAUGGGCGGUAUGGGAAUGGGCGGUAUGGGCGGAAAAGGAAUGGGCGGUAUGGGAAUGGGCGGUAUGCCUGGUAUGGGAAUGGGCGGCAUGGGCGGAAAAGGAAUGGGCGGUAUGGGUAUGGGCGGUAUGCCUGGUAUGGGAAUGGGCGGAAAAGGAAUGGGCGGUAUGGGAAUGGGCGGUAUGCCUGGUAUGGGAAUGGGCGGAAAAGGUAUGGGAAUGGGCGGUAUGUCUGGUAUGGGAAUGGGCGGAAAAGGAAUGGGCGGUAUGGGAAUGGGCGGUAUGCCAGGUAUGGGCGGAAAAGGAAUGGGCGGUAUGGGAAUGGGCGGUAUGGGCGGAAAAGGAAUGGGCGGUAUGGGAAUGGGCGGUAUGCCUGGUAUGGGAAUGGGCGGUAUGGGCGGUAUGAUGGGCGGUAAAGGAGGCAUGGGAGGAGGUAUGGGCGGUAUGCCUGGUAUGGGAAUGGGCGGUAUGGGCGGUAUGAUGGGAGGAAAAGGAGGAAUGGGCGGCAUGGGCGGUAUGAUGGGCGGUAAAGGAGGCAUGGGAGGAGGUAUGGGCGGUAUGCCUGGUAUGGGAGGCAUGGGCGGUAUGAUGGGCGGAAAAGGAGGCAUGGGCGGAGGAAUGGGUGGCAGAUACUAG